GCUUGAGUUAUUUCAUUGUGGAAGAAUUUUAGGGAGUUGAGUUUUUCACAAGUACUAAUAAUAAUCUUUUUAAGACAAUUACUACACUAUUUAUCAAUGGCAAGCCAACAACCACCACGCCCAUUGUUCCGUUUUGCUUCCAUGGUCCGUCCGGCUGCACAACCUGCACAACCUCCAGCUUCUGCUCCACCAGCACCGUCACCACAACCCAUGUUUCGACCUACCACCCCAUUUAGGCCUCCGUCACCAGCAGCUACUGCUACUCAGCCACCUCAACCUCAAGCACCUACUGCUCCUCCCGUUGCAGCAAUCACUGCAGCACCACAACCACAAGUGUCGGCCCCAGGUAGCCCCAUUUCACCACGGCGGCGUCAACCUGUGGCAACUUCACCUCCAAGAUCGCCUGUUGCUCCUCCUCAAUCUGUUGUUUCGCCACAGAAGGUUCCUUCACCACGUUCUCCAGUGACAACACAACCACAACGCGCUGUCACUGACGUCCCUAAAUCUCCUGUCAUUAGAGCCACAACGUCAGUCCCACCAUCCCCAUUCAAGACAUUAGCUUCUAAUGUAACAACAGAGAGCGCUCCAACUAGUACUCCAUAUUCUUGGUUACAGCCAUCUCCAAAAGCAAAAAUAGCAGAUUCUAUCCAAAGUCUCAUCAAUCAAUCAUCACCAUCAAAAGCCACCUCAUCAUCUCCUAAAGUCAUCCAGCCUAAUUUAGUGAAAUCCCAGACUUACUCUCCUCAAACUAAGCCUGCAGCUUCUCACCCUCCAUCCCCACUAAAGCUUCCCCCAUCUCAACUUGAUCUUGAGUUCAUGAUUCCUUCACAGGUUGAUCAGAAAUCUGUUGUGGUCCACGAAACCACAAGGGCUAACACGAAUGGUCGUCAUGUCCUGCAGACUACAAGAUAUGGAAAAACAGUGGAAAAUGGGAAACAAGAACCAGUUAAAAAAGACAAAGGGAUUCAACAGAAGAAGCUGUCUAAUUCCGAUACUGCAGAUGACUUUGGAAUGAGCGUUCUAACACUAGCUGGUGAAAACAAGGGAGCCAUUAUGGAGUUAAGCCCUUCAAGGAAGACAUACAGCCCACAGAACCUUCAAAAGAAAGGAAGUCCAAAGUCUUGGAGUAGUGAGGAUGAUGGAGAGAAAUCAGGAAGUGAAAGUGGAAGGAAGGGAGAUAGAAUGCAAAAUAAAUCCCUUCCUAUGGCGGCAUUCAUGAACAGCAACGUCCAAGGUAUCAACAAUUCCAUUCUCCACAAUGCUUCUUGCACUCACCAUGAUCCUGGUGUCCACCUUGUUUUUGCAAGAAAGACAAAUGGUAGCAAUGGGUACCACAUUAAGGGCAGCCAAAAGAACUAAAAUAAUGUUUAAAGACGGUCAAACACUUAUGAGUCUUUUUUUUCAUGGAGGGUCCCUUGUUUCUUUUAAUAUUUGAGAGAAUAAAUUGAGUGGUACGAAAAGGAUAUGGAUUCUGAUUCUUCAUGCAUGGCUGCGACCCACUUCUCAUGCACAAGGACCAUCCUUGCCUUUGGUAGGACAGAGAGAUUCUAUGCACAAUGGUACCACAAUAAAGCUUUUUUAUGUAUUGAACACUAUUAAUCUUCUAUAUAAUUUGUAAGUCUAAUACAGAAUUCCAAAUGUCUUGUUAUAUUUCCAAAAAUAUUGAAUACCAUGUCUGAGUUUGGUUUUUGUAUA
Molecule: messenger RNA, 1695 nt
Organism: Solanum dulcamara
Lineage: Eukaryota; Viridiplantae; Streptophyta; Magnoliopsida; Solanales; Solanaceae
Product: vegetative cell wall protein gp1-like
Exons: 1
Coding region: 97-1359 (420 amino acids)
Source: RefSeq, a predicted model, not a curated record